Molecule: messenger RNA, 3222 nt
Organism: Lichtheimia ornata
Lineage: Eukaryota; Fungi; Mucoromycota; Mucoromycetes; Mucorales; Lichtheimiaceae
Product: leucine-tRNA ligase
Exons: 7
Coding region: 1-3222 (1073 amino acids)
Biological process (GO): leucyl-tRNA aminoacylation
Molecular function (GO): leucine-tRNA ligase activity; aminoacyl-tRNA deacylase activity; ATP binding
Source: RefSeq, a predicted model, not a curated record
AUGGCAACUACAAGUGAACCUCCCAAGACUGCCAAACGUGAUGCCCUCCGUGCACUCGAAGGCAAAGUGCGUACCUUUUGGGACGAGACCAAGGCUUUUGAAAUCGAUGCACCUACGAUCGAAGAGCAUGCCAACAGCAACGACUUGCACGAGGCUUAUCCCAAGUACAUGGCCUGUAUGCCCUACCCUUACAUGAACGGUCGUUUGCAUUUGGGACACGCGUUCACCAUGUCCAAGACCGAGUUUGCCGUUGCUUACGAAAGAAUGAAGGGCAAGCGUGCUCUUUUCCCUCAAGGUUUCCAUGUCACUGGUAUGCCCAUCAAGGCAUGUGCUGACAAGCUUACUCGUGAAAUGGCCAUGUUCGGAAAGACCUUUGAAUUGUAUGAUGAGGCAGCCCUUGCUGAGGAAAUGGAUGUCAAGGCUCAAGUGAACAAGAAUGUCAAGAGCAAGGUGGCUGCAAAGACCGGCAAUGUGACAUACCAGUUUCAAAUCAUGGAACAGCUUGGUAUCCCUCGUGAGGAGAUUAGCAAGUUUGCCGAUCCUUGGUACUGGACAAAGUACUUUCCCCCUCUUGCUAUGAAGGAUAUCGAUGCUUUUGGUGGCAAGGUCGAUUGGCGCCGUACUUUUAUCACCACCGAUGCCAACCCCUACUAUGAUUCGUUCGUUUGCUGGCAAAUGCGUAAGCUCAAGGCUUUGAACAAGAUCAAGUUUGGUGAACGUUAUACCAUCUAUUCCAUCGUUGAUCAACAACCCUGUAUGGAUCACGAUCGUCAAUCCGGUGAAGGUCUUGGCCCUCAAGAAUACACUGGUAUCAAGAUGACCGUUCUCGACUGGUCCGACAAGGCUAAGGAGGUGCUUGGUCAAGUUGAAGCUCUCAAGGAUAUGAAGGUUCACAUGGUCGCCGCCACCCUUCGUCCUGAAACCAUGUAUGGUCAAACCAACUGCUUCGUUGGUCCCGAGAUCGACUAUGGUGUCUACAAGGUCAAUGACAAGGAGGCUUUCUUGUGCACUGAACGCGCUGCUCGCAACAUGUCCCAUCAAAAGAUCUUUGCCGAGGAAGGUGUCAUCAACAAGCUUGCCGAGAUCAAGGGUGCUGAUAUUGUUGGUACCAAGAUCCAUGCCCCAUUGAGUACCUAUGACCACGUUUACGUCUUGCCCAUGGAAAAUGUGCUUCCUACUAAGGGUACUGGUGUUGUUACCUCUGUUCCUUCCGAUUCUCCUGAUGAUUUCGCCACUGUGUCCGAUCUCAAGAAGAAGUCAGCUUAUUACAACAUCCAACCUGAAUGGAUUGCCGAUUAUGAGCCUAUUCCUAUCAUCGAGACACCCACCUAUGGCAACUUGAUUGCUCCCACCCUCUGCAAGCAAAAGAAGAUCAACUCGCAAAAGGAUCGUGUUCAACUUGCCGAAGCCAAGGAGAUUGCAUACAAGGAAGGUUUCUACAUGGGUACUAUGGUCAUUGGCAAGUACAAGGGCUUGAAGGUGCAAGAAGCUAAGCCCAAGAUCAGAGAGGAACUUGUUCAAUCGGGUGAAGCUUUCGUGUACAGUGAACCUGAAGGUCUUAUCAUGUCGCGUUCUGGUGAUGAAUGUAUCGUUGCCUUGUUGGAUCAGUGGUACUUGGAUUAUGGUGAAGCUGAAUGGAAGGCUUUGACUGAAAAGUGCUUGGGACAAAUGAACACCUUCAACAACGAGACCCGCAACCAAUUCCAAGGAACUCUCGAUUGGCUCAACCAAUGGGCUUGUGCACGUAGCUUCGGUCUUGGUAGCAAGUUGCCAUGGGAUCCUCAAUUCCUUGUCGAGUCCUUGUCUGAUUCCACCAUUUACAUGGCUUACUACACUGUUGCCCAUUUGUUGCACCAAGGUUCUCUUGAUGGUACCACUGUGGGCCCUGCCAACAUUCGUGCUGAGCAAAUGAAGGAUGGUGUUUGGGAUUACAUUUUCAAGCUUGGUCCUUUCCCUGAGGACACUGAUAUUCCAAAGGCUACUCUUGACAAGCUUCGUCGUGAAUUUGAAUACUUCUAUCCUCUCGAUUGUCGUAUGUCUGGCAAGGAUUUGGUGCCUAACCAUUUGACUUUCUUCUUGUACAACCACACUGCCAUGUUCCCUGAAGAAUUCUGGCCACGUGGUGUUCGUUCCAAUGGCCAUUUGUUGCUCGACUCCAAGAAGAUGUCAAAGUCCACUGGCAACUUCAUGACCAUGUCCGAUGCUAUUGAAAAGUAUGGUGCUGACGCUACUCGUUUCGCCCUUGCUGAUGCCGGUGACACUAUUGAAGACGCCAACUUUGAGGAUAGCACUGCCAACGCUGCCAUUUUGCGUUUGUACACUUUGCUUGAAUGGUGCGAGGAGCAAAUCACCAAGGUUGACAAGUUGCGUACCGGCGAGUUCAACUUUUACGACCGCGUGUUUGAGAAUGAAUUGAACAAGCUUGUGCGUUUGACCGAUGAGGCUUAUGCUGCCACCAACUACCGUGAAGCUCUCAAGUAUGGUGUCUUUGAAUUCCAAGCUGCACGUGAUCAUUAUCAACAAGCUUGUUUGGAAGUUGGUAUGCACAAGGAUCUUGUUUUGCGAUACAUUGAGAUGCAAACCUUGACAUUGACACCCGUGUGCCCCCACUGGUCUGAACAUGUCUGGCGCGAUCUUCUCAAAAAGGAGGGUACUGUUACCAGCGUGUUGUUCCCACAACCCACUGCCCCUGUGGACGAUUCCAUUUUGGCUGCUGCCGAGUAUGUGCGUCGCACCAUCAAGUCCAUUCGUGAUACCGAGUUGAGCUUGCAAAAGAAAAAGAAAAAGGGCAAAGACGUCAAGUCCGAUUACAACCCCAAUGCACCAAAGUCCAUCAAGAUCUUUGUUGCUAACAAGUUCCCUGAAUGGCAAGAACAAGUCUUGGCUAUUGCCAAGGAGCAUUACGAUGAGGCCACUGGUAAAUUCGAUGAUGUCAAGAUCCGCCAAGAAUUGGGUUCCAAGGGUAUGCUCAAGGACAAGAAGGUGAUGCCAUUCUUGCAAGCUGAGAAGAGACAAAUCGAGAAUGUUGGCCCAUCAGGUUUCAACCGUGCAUUGAAGUUCAAUGAAAUCGAGACACUCAACACGUGCGUUCGUGAAAUCCAACGGGCGCUUGGUUUCCAGACCAUUCACAUUAUCAAGGUCGAUGAAUGCGCCGAAGAAGAUUCCAAGGCUGCUGAUACCUCAGUACCUGGUGUGCCCUCUUUCUCUUUCAAGAACGAGUAG